Scylla paramamosain (green mud crab) is the source of this 3257-nucleotide messenger RNA. RefSeq lists its product as uncharacterized. The record is from RefSeq and is a predicted model, not a curated record. The transcript is spliced from 11 exons. Bases 36 to 365 code for a protein of 109 amino acids. NCBI's taxonomy places the organism in Eukaryota, Metazoa, Arthropoda, Malacostraca, Decapoda, Portunidae.
UGUGUGAGACACAUGACAGCUUUAGUGACAAGUUCAUGCAGGCAGUGGUGCAAUAUUAUUCCCUCAGCACACUCAUUCACUUUGAGGGCUUGGAAACCACAGUGCCUUCAGAUUUGUGGAGAACCAUGGGUGCCUUGCCUCCUCGCACCACCACCACAAGCACCACCACUCCUGCCAUCACCUACAAGGGGGAGACUGUGAUGUGGCUGCAGGUGGAUAGGUUCGGAGGCCUCCAGAGAGCUGCCCAGAGUGAAGCUUGUGGUAUAGAGGGACAGCUGCUGAUUAUCAAGCUUAUGGAAGAAAGUGGGAGGAGCCUGGAGGGAGUGGUGGAGGUACAGUACUUGGAGAAAAUCCCUCCACCAUGAUGACUGGGUGUCUGCUGUACAGGCCACUGACCAAUGACGGUGCGCCAUGGGUUCCCGUACCAGCCCACAGCGAUCGCCUUUGACCCAAUCCAGCGAAUAUUGGCAGUCGGGACAAAACAAGGCUCAAUUAGAAUCAUAGGCAGGCCAGGCGUGGACGUCCACCUGCGGCAUGAAGGGGACGCCGCUGUUGUAGCUCUGUCCUUCCUCAUAAACGAUGGAGUACUCGUUUCCGCGACUGGGGACGACACCCUACACAUGUGGUCGUUGCGGCAGAAAACGCCACAGAUUUUGCAUUCUCUCAAGUUCCAGAGGGAGAAGAUCACCACUUUACAUGUCCCGUUCCAAAGCAAGUGGCUGUAUUUGGGGACUGAGCGAGGCAACAUUCAUAUCGUUAAAAUUGUGACCUUUGAACUGAGUGGUUAUUGUAUAAACUGGAAUAAGGCCAUUGAAUUGUCACGCAAGACACACCCUGGCGCAGUGGUCCAUCUUAGUGAAAACCCUGUCGACCCUGGCAAGCUGCUGAUUGGCUAUGAAAGUGGGCAACUGGUUCUGUGGGAUUUCAAGGCUUGCUGUGCUGAUGUCAGAUAUCAGGCCACUGAACCCUUAAGGUCAGUGUCUUGGCACCAUGAAGGAAAGCAGUUUAUGUGUUGUCAUACUGAUGGUUCGCUCACAACCUGGACUCUGAAGCAAGCCUCAGCCAGACCCACCUCCACUGUCUUCCCUCACGGAUUUGAUAUCAAAGCUGGUGCAGGAAAAGGAAGCAGAUCAUGACCUUGAGCAGCUCGGGAAGAUAAGCAGCGUCCUUAAGAGAACAGUUGCUAUCAUUAGCAGAGUUGGAACCAGUGUGUGUGAGACACACACCAGCAGUGGAAAGGUGGCUGACGAGCGCCUCAAGCACUCUGAAAAGGUGGAGCAACAACAAGAAACAGAAAAUUGCAUCCAUCAUUCUUUGCCUGAGGAGGGAAUUGAUGCUGUGUUGACCCUUGACAAUGACGUCUCUCAUGAGGAGAAUAUGAAUCCUACAGAACUUGCCCAUAGAAAGACCAAAACUGUUACUGCUGCCACUACCACCACUGCCACCGCUUCCACUGCCACCAAAAGCCCAACUGUGCAGAGAAUCCUGGACCUCCGCAAUGAAAUGGAGUCCACCAGUCAGCUGGAGCACUUUAGCCUCCAAAAGUUCCAUCCAUGUCCAUUGUGUUUGGGUAAACUUAUCACUGUAUGAGGGGACAAGUAUCAGUGUAUGGUUACUAUAUACUCAUUUGUACUUAAAGAUGUCAUGUCAUCAUUCUCUCUCUCUCUCUCUCUCUCUCUCUCUCUCUCUCUCUCUCUCUCUCUCUCUCUCUCUCUCUCUCUCUCUCUCUCUCUCUCUCUCUCUCUCUCUCUCUCUCUCUCUCUCUCUCUCUCUCUCUCUCUUUCUUUCUUUCUUUCUUUCUUUCUUUUGUUGCAUAUUUUACUCCUUUACAUUCUUCCCUACAGUAUUUUUUCGUCUACUUUAUGACUGGAGUCGUUUUAUCAUCCCAAUGUAUGUCCCAUCCAUUCUGAAACUGUAAUUCACCAAUCAGCUCAAAUGUGUCUCAGUUUUGAUAAUCAUUAAUUUGUUUCAGCUACACAACCACUCUAAUAAGGGACAAAAUCUACUUCACCAGUCAUCUAUGUCAUACAGUCAUAUAUAUUCAUACAUAUGAGAAAAUACUCUUCCUAAGACAUUUCUAAUUUUCUCUUCUCAAGUGACCUGUCCAUCUAUCUAAGGUACCACAUAACAUUUAAAACUUACAAUAUUGCAUUUAAUUCAUGAACAUUUUUUUGUCUAUGUAGACUUGAAAUUGUAUUGCGUAUAGACUUGAAAUGUAUUGGGAGUUUUCUCUAUCUCUCAUUCUAUACCUAACACCUGUUCCUAAGAAUCCCCAGGUGAUAGCCAUGGUGACUGGCUGGUCUCCUACUGAGUGGCUGGGGUUUUCCAAAAGUGAGGGUUGGUGUUCUAUACCAUACCAUGUGCCCUGUUUGUAUUCCUUCUCUAUCCUCUGUAUUAUAUUCUAUGUAAAGAUGGUGCUGGGGUGGGAUCUACUUCUUAUUCCCUAAAAGUGAUGAGGAGUGACACUGGGCAGCAUUAAUUUGCUCCUUAGAGAUGGCUGGGUUCCUGUGGAUGAGUGGGCCAUGCUGUGCUUUGACAAGGAUGGUGUUUGGUAUUGUGAUGACUCUUGCCACAAUGAAGUGUCUCCCACAGAGUAGUGGAGUACCUAUGUAUGGUGUUGACCCAAGCUGUCCAGGUCUCAUCCAAUGCCUUAAUAUGAUUUAGAUGAUCAAAAUGGUUUAACUCACCAUUUAAUCAGCUGACUGAUUUGAAUGGAGAAGUAUGUAAUGUAUAGCCUAACCAUCCCUGCCAGCAUGGUCAGACUCUUGGUAGUAACCUGAAAUGCUCCUAGGUAGUGAGUAUCAUUGCACAUAAUGAUCUUUACUUUGUCAGUAAUUCAAUGAUACUGAAAAUUACUCUACUGGAUUUUGCUCAGCACUGCUUGGUAACUUUUGGCCAUAAUCCCAGGUCUGCAAUGAUAUGAAGCCAUGUUUUUACAUUCCAUAUGAGACAGGCAAGCACUAUGCUUUGCCUGACUGAUACCUCUACUUUGCAUUUAUGACCCCAGGUAGUUCUCUCUCUCUCUCUCUCUCUCUCUCUCUCUCUCUCUCUCUCUCUCUCUCUCUCUCUCUCUCUCUCUCUCUCUCUCUCUCUCUCUCUCUCUCUCUCUCUCUCUCUCUCUCUCUCUCUCUCUCUCUCUCUCUCUCUCUCUCUCUCUCUCUCUCUCUCUCUCUCUCUCUCUCUCUCUCUCUCUCUCUCUCUCUCUCUGUUUGGAAUUAUACUGUAUAUUAGGAAAUAUCAUUAAAGAGUGUGUGUGU